AUCGUAUCCGUAUCAGUACAGACAACUUACUACCUACGUUGUGGACCUAAAGUAAGUUACUGAAGCUCAUUUAUUUAAAAUCGAUCCAACCAUGCACGUAGUUGCAGUAUUUCUCUGUCUAUUAGUGACUCUAAGUCAUGUAAAGGCAGAAUCAGAAAUAGAUCUUAAGGAUAAAGUUACCGUUGUUACUGGCGCUGCUAGAGGCAUCGGUCGCGCCAUCGCUGACAAUCUUUUAAAAGAAGAAGUGGAAGUUGUAAUUAUCGUUGACAAAAAUCUUACGCAAGGUUUAGUAACGGAAACUGAAUUCAAAUCCACAUAUGGUGAAGAGAAGGUAUGGUUUAUUCACGGAGAUGUCACUACUGAUUUGGACUGGGUAUUCGAAAAAAUAUUUGAGAAAUAUGACUACGUUGAUAUCCUUGUGAACAAUGCAGGCAUAGCAAAAGAAGAUGACCCAGUGCUAACCUUAUUGACGAAUAUAGUGGCUCCUGCACUGUGGUCACAGAAGUUCUAUGAUGUCAUGAGAAAAGACAAAGAGGGCAAAGGUGGGAUUAUUCUAAAUAUAGCAUCUAUCGAAGCUUAUACAAAGGACCCAUUCUUCCGCGCUUACAAAACAUCGAAGUUUGGCCUACUCGGUUUAAGUGUGGGUUUGGGACACGAGUGGAAUUAUAUGACUAGUGAAGUGAAGGUCAUACCUUUGUGCCCUGGUUUAACCGACACAGAUAUGGCAAAAGAAGCGGUGAAUGUUGGUGAGGAUUUUGAAUUGGAAACUAUCGCUAAAUACAUAGGAUCUAUGACGAUGCAAUCAGCAGAUGUCGUUGGACAGGCCGCUGUGACGGUGUGCAAAACUGGUAAGACUGGCACAGCAUAUACCAUAGAGGCCGACAAACUAUUUGAAUCACCGUACAUCCAAAACGUCACGGCUGAAUUUUUAAAUAGUCUGUAAUAAAAUAAUAAUCAUAUUGUCUUCAAUGCACUCCUGACGAAAUAAAGUAAUGUAAUUGUGAUAAUGUAAUAAAAAUGCAAUAAUUAUUUGAUAUUGUUA
This is a messenger RNA of Manduca sexta (tobacco hornworm), 1042 nucleotides long. RefSeq names its product 15-hydroxyprostaglandin dehydrogenase [NAD(+)]. The transcript has a single exon. The record is from RefSeq and is a predicted model, not a curated record. Bases 92 to 943 code for a protein of 283 amino acids. Lineage: Eukaryota; Metazoa; Arthropoda; Insecta; Lepidoptera; Sphingidae. Gene Ontology annotation, molecular function: oxidoreductase activity, acting on the CH-OH group of donors, NAD or NADP as acceptor. Gene Ontology annotation, cellular component: cytoplasm.